Molecule: messenger RNA, 1437 nt
Organism: Prorocentrum cordatum
Lineage: Eukaryota; Dinophyceae; Prorocentrales; Prorocentraceae
Source: the annotation of a GenBank genome assembly
CGGUGGUGUUCAGGACGCAUGUUAGCCCAGGGUGUGUGUGCGCGUGUGUGUGUGUGUGUGAUGCAGCCAAGGCAAUGCCGCCAGAAGGUGCGAACCAAUGUGUGCGUGUGUAUUUGUAUGUGUGUGCGUGCGUGCGUGCGUGCGUGUACCCUGUUCAGUUCCGCGGACGGCGCGCGGCCUGUGUCGGCCUUCGCCGCGUAGGUUGCGUCGCAUCGGGGGGCCGGAAACGGCCAGAGAGACCUCGUGCCGUGAUGCCUGCGCGACGCGAGCACCUCUGGGCACGCUCGGAGGGCCCACCGGCAGGAGCUGGCCGAGGCGAUGGAGGCGCGGGUCGUGCAGGGCCGCCAGGACCUGGCCGAGAGGCAGCGGCGGGUGGAGGCCGCCGAGCAGCGGGUGGAGGAGAAGCAGCGCGCCCUGGAGGAGAGACCGAGAAGCGCAUCUUCGACGUCGCGGACGGCGUGCAGGACGGGACGUCGUGGAGCUCAACGUUGGUGGGAAGCUGAUCUGCACCAGCCGCCAGGUGCUCUGCAGCGCCACGGGCUCCAUGCUCGCCGGCCUGUUCUCGGGAAACUUCGACGGGGGCCACAAGCCGCGACGAGGACGGCAGGGUGUUCCUUGACGUCGACCCGCCCAUCUUCUCGAAGGUGCUCUCCCACCUGCGGCUGCGGCGCCUCGCAAGCCCGGAGUGCCCCGCGCCACUCCCGCACGUGCCGGACGAGAUGCGGCCCGAGUACGACAUGGUGGUGAAUGGUGGAUUUCGGACUGGACACGUUCAUGUACGGCGCGGAGAUGUAUCCGAACGGCAACAUAUUCAAGUCUGGCGCGUCGCCGAGCUCACGGGCCUCAGCCAGACGAAGCUCCAGACCGGCGAGGCCGUGCGCAUCGUGCUGAGCACCACCGGCGGCGUGCCCGCGUCCAACCACGAGGAGGUUCUGGGCCCGACUGGCUUCCACGAACGAUCCUUGGAGAACAGCUACGGGGCCCACCCCAACACGCUGCAGAUCCUCUUCCUCAAGCACCGCGUGCGCGUGGAGGCCAUGGAGCUGAGGGCUAAGGUGGCGGACAUAACCGCCCAUAUGUCCAACCAGUGGACCUUCAAGCACGGGAAGGAGAUCAUCAAUAUGUAUUUCAAUUUCACGCGCACGGCCUACUCCACGGGGCGUCUGGAGACGGCAGGUCUGGAGCACACGCCUUUCGUUGACGAGGUCCUGUGGACGUUCCCCCGUGAUUUCUGCCUCGAGCACAUCGUGCUUCACGGCCAAGUGAUGCCAAAGUGAGUGCCGCGAUCUGUAAUUGUUUUCCGUACCUUGUUCUAGAGACGGCAGAGGGGGCAGUUAUUCGGAGGGAAUAUUGUUGCAAUUGUCAGCGGUAGUCGCAUCAGCAGUAGUUUGUUUGUGCGCUGCUUGCCUGUAUCAUGAACAUAAUUCAUGCAGGGAG